UCAACAUGACUGAGAAGCAGAGCCAAGGACUAGCAGCCGACUGUCCGGUUUGCUGGAACCCCUACGACAACACCUUCCGCACACCCAAGGUGCUCCAGUGCCAGCACUCCUUCUGCAUCGAGUGCCUGGCUCACCUGAGUCUGGUGUCCACAGUGCGGAAUCGGCUGCAGUGCCCGCUCUGCCGUCACCCCACCAUGCUCCCCUCUGACCAGACAGUUACUGAACUUCCCACUAACGAUGCAGUCUUGCGGCUGCUGCGCUUGGAGCCCAACCACAUCAUCCUGGAAGGCCGGCAGCUGUGCCUCAAGGAACAGCGCAAGAGCAGAUACUGCUUGCGCCAGCCAAGGGUCUACACCCUUGACCUGGGCCCAGAGACGGACUCCAGCACUGUAAGCCGCCAGGACCCGACUACAACCACCACCCUGCCCAAUAGCUCUCCACCGUGGAACUGUGUUCGUGACCCCCAACUUCGCAUUUUCACCUACUUAAUGGCCAUCAUCUUAAGUGUGACUUUGCUACUCAUUUUCUCCAUCUUCUGGACCAAGCAAAUCUUUUGGGGCAUCGGUUGA
Molecule: messenger RNA, 569 nt
Organism: Gekko japonicus
Lineage: Eukaryota; Metazoa; Chordata; Lepidosauria; Squamata; Gekkonidae
Gene: RNF183
Product: ring finger protein 183
Exons: 1
Coding region: 6-569 (187 amino acids)
Biological process (GO): protein ubiquitination
Molecular function (GO): ubiquitin protein ligase activity
Source: RefSeq, a predicted model, not a curated record